Messenger RNA from Colletotrichum scovillei, 1665 nucleotides. Its product is annotated as major facilitator superfamily transporter. The record is from RefSeq and is a predicted model, not a curated record. Gene Ontology annotation, molecular function: transmembrane transporter activity. NCBI's taxonomy places the organism in Eukaryota, Fungi, Ascomycota, Sordariomycetes, Glomerellales, Glomerellaceae. The transcript is spliced from 4 exons. Gene Ontology annotation, cellular component: membrane. Gene Ontology annotation, biological process: transmembrane transport. The coding region runs from base 1 to 1665 and encodes 554 amino acids.
AUGAACAUCGCCCUCAAGGACGCAAUGCCAGAGGCUCUCCUCAUCCAGGGCGCUCCCAAAAACCCAUCGUCGACAAUGGAGAUGCUCCCGUUGAAGUCACCAGCAAGCACAUCGAAGCAAAGCACUUUAUCGCAUAAGCUCAGUUCCCUUCCAAAUGAUGAAGUCCCAACAGCAACAGAAGCAGAACCCCCUCAAGGUUCCCCAUCACGCAAUGUUUCCAUAGCAAAGAGCAUCACCGUAAUCGUCACCCUCGCCGGCAUAAACUUCCUUAACACAAUGGGCUCCGGCAUCCUCAUCGCCGCCCUCCCGCGCAUAGCCCAAGACGUCGGCCUCGACGAGAGCCUCAUCCUCUGGCCCGCCGCCGUCUACAACCUCGCCGCCGGCUGCCUCCUCCUCAUCUUUGGCGCCGUCGCCGACGUCGUGGGCGCCAAGCUCAUGUGGCUGACGGGCAGCUACCUCUGCGUCGUCUUCACCGUCGCCGUCGGUCUGUCCCAGACGGGAAUCCAAAUUAUUCUCUUCCGCACCGCCGUCGGCGUCUCUAUUUCGGCGUGCUUGCCCACGGCCAUGGCCUUCAUCACAAAGACUUUUCCCAAGGGCGGGUGGCGGAACGUUGCGUUUUCGAUGAAUGGGAUUGGGUUCCCGCUGGGGUACGCCCUCGGCCUGGUCCUGGGUGGCAUCUUCACCGAUACCAUCGGCUGGCGUUGGGCGUACUACAUGAUGGCCAUUAUCAACUUUGCUCUGUCAACCGCGGCGGUCUGGUCUCUGCCUUCGAUUCACCAGCCGUCUGAGAAGAAGUGGACGCGUCGCUUGGCGGAGGAUAUCGAUUGGAUAGGAGCCGUCAUCAUGAGCGUUGCGCUGGGUUUGCUGCUCUAUGUGCUGGCGAUGACUACUUCUUCGUACACAAAGAUUGCUGAUCCUACUAAUAUUGCCCUCUUGGCCGUGGCAGUAGCUUUGCUGGUCGUGUUCCCCGUCUGGAUGAACUUUCAGACUAAAAGGGGUAGUCCGGCGCUGAUUCCCAACCGUCUGUGGCGAAACGCUGCCUUUACGUCGAUUUGUGUGUCAAUCUUUCUAUGCUGGGCUUCUCUCAAUGCGAUUCAAUACUUCAUCAUGCUAUAUUUCCAAAAAGUCCAGGGCAUCUCCGCGCUGCAAAGCUCUCUGCGAUUUCUGCCUCACGUCGUCAUGGGCACUCUCGUCAACAUCGCAGCAGCAUGGCUCGUCUCACGGAUAAAGGUCCAGACUCUGGGCGCCGUAUCUGCAGUCAUAACAGCCGCGGCGCCGAUCCUCAUGGCCACAGUCAGCCUCGAUGGAAAUUACUGGUUUGCGCCGUUCUGGGCCAUGGUGCUUUCGCCAGUGAAUGCUGACGCCCUCUUCACCGUCUCGAACCUAAUCAUCUCCGACGCCUUCCCUGCAGACGUGCAAUCCCUCGCCGGCGGCGUUUUCAGCGAGAUCGGGCAGAUCGGCAACGCGGUGGGCCUCGCCGUGACUGCAGCCAUCGCGGCCUCCGUAACGGAACACUCGGCUGUCGUUCACGACGAUGCCCGGGAGGCGCGCAUGGAAGGUUACCGCGCGGCAUUCUGGACUAUCUUCGCCGCCACGGUUGCGGUGCUCAUCAUUGUGGUCGGAGGGCUUCGAAAGGGUGGCACGGUCGGGAAGAAGGAUGACUAG